Molecule: messenger RNA, 507 nt
Organism: Cotesia congregata
Lineage: Eukaryota; Metazoa; Arthropoda; Insecta; Hymenoptera; Braconidae
Source: the annotation of a GenBank genome assembly
AUGAGCGAAACCUCCUUGGGUGCCAAAGUUGACAGCAAAGUACGGCAAGCCUUUUGGAAUAGCUUGUCGAACAUUUUUUCUAUCGAGAUCAACGACUUUUUUGUUCGUCGACCACUCCAUUUCGCACUCAAGCAACGCCUUCUUGAACUCUUCCCAGACAUCCUCGUCCAAGAGCGUUUGUGCUGAAACAUGGUAAAUUGGUGCAAUAACACAGUGCCCUGGAGUGAGAGAAACAUGCCAAGGAAGACUGAGAUAAACUUUGGAGCCCAAGGCAACUAUCAAGUGCUUCUGCAUCUCCUUGGAAUCAACACACAGACGACAAUUGUCCAGACUCUUCUCCCUUCGCUGAUGUUCCUUAAUUGCACGCAUCUUGUCACGGUGAUCCUGCUUCGCAUCGCUUUCACCACGAGUAAUUCGUUCCUCAAACAGCUCGUCCAUGUCCAUGCUCUUAGAAGCCAUUUUGACAAACGCCGCGUCGUCAUCGUUUGCUGAAAGUCCUUUCUCUCG